UCUCAUUCCUCUUCAACAUUCCAUACCUUCUGUCAUUGUUUUUCACUCACCCCAACAAUAAAUCACUACCCUUCCUCGCUUUUUUUCAACCCACAGAGAUAUUUAUACCCAUAACCCAUAACCCACAACCCAUAAAUACCUCACUAUGACAAGCCAAUCAACUGUCAGCGCAAAGGAUGCUCGCAUCCUCGAUAUGGUCUUCAAUCCCGAGGGCACCAUGUUGCCGGAUAAAGAGACCGAGGCUAUGCUUAACAACGCACCAAUAGCAAUUGAACCUGAAUUACUGAAACGACUCAAGGAUAUGGAAGCCGAGGCUGUACUUCUUGCUGAAAAAGAUGAUAUCAACGGUGCGAUUGCAAAAUUUACAGAGGUCAUUGAACUUUGCCCAACAUACGCCUCUGGAUACAACAAUAGAGCACAAGCAUACAGGAUUCAGGAAAAUACUACAGCGGCUUUGCAGGAUCUGAAUAAGGCGAUUGAGCAUGGCAACGGUCAACCAGCGAUUCUCAAACAAGCCUAUACUCAGCGUGGUAUCAUUAAGAAGUUGAGUGGUGAUAAGGAUGGUGCCCAAGUUGAUUUUGAGCGAGGCGCGCGUUUUGGCAACCCAGUGGCGAAGGCAGUGGCUGUUCAGGAUAACCCCAUUUCACAACUCUGUGGUGCUAUGGUCAUGGAGAUGCUGAACAAAGAAAUCAAUGGAUCCAAGGAGAACAACGAAUCUAAAUAAGCACUAUUUUUAUAAUUUAAUAAUAAAAGAGUUUUUUUAUUGU
This is a messenger RNA of Lobosporangium transversale, 767 nucleotides long. Its product is annotated as tetratricopeptide repeat protein 36-like protein. Gene Ontology annotation, biological process: cilium assembly. Gene Ontology annotation, molecular function: protein binding. The coding region runs from base 146 to 724 and encodes 192 amino acids. NCBI's taxonomy places the organism in Eukaryota, Fungi, Mortierellomycota, Mortierellomycetes, Mortierellales, Mortierellaceae. The transcript is spliced from 3 exons. The record is from RefSeq and is a predicted model, not a curated record.